UCGUCUCUUGUUCCCUAUACUCGUUCUCGCGACGACAUUCGCCAUGUAGGUAAGCAUCAAUUCCUUCUACUACUGUUCCUUUACAUGAUUAAACCAAACGAAAAUCUGUCAAUCCUCAUAGCCUUGUCAAAAGGACUGCUGAGCUUUGUAUAUCACACUAUGACAUCCAUCUCUUGAUCACGUUCACCGCUCUUCUACUCGUUUGGCAAGGAGCUAACGCAGCCUCUGCUUAGAUCCAUACCAUGGCGGCAGCUCCGGCUCCCAAACCAGUUAAAGAACCAUUCCCCAUAUCCCUUGUGGCUGGCCGUUACCUCCUCUUUGAUGUGGACGUUAUUGCGCACUGCCGUCGCACGCACAACAUCUGCGGUCUCCUGGUCGGCACGAUACCGAACCUCAGCCAACAGAACGUUUUUCUGGGCGUACCACUUGAACUCAUGCCGGAAGAGGCUCGGGUACUCGUCGAUAAAGGCGCUGCGUAUAUCGUGGAUGAUGCGCAGGCACAUCAGAAGGCUUUUGCGGAGAUGAGCCGAGAGGACAGGCUGAGGUACAUGGAGGAGAUGGACAAGCGAGGGGAGGACGUCACCAAGGAACAGACCGAGCUGGCGGAGAGGCGGAAGGAGAGGGCAUUGAAGGAGAAGGGCCUGAAGAGGGAGGAAGUCGAGAAGGGUAGCGUUGCGGCGAGCACGACGUCGGACGAGACGCUCCAAGCAGACGACUCCAGUGUCGCGAGCUCCGGGCUGGGUUUCAUCAUGAAGGGUUCAAGCUUCUCCGACUCGGCGGCGCCAGUAAAGGCAGCCAAGGUCAUCUCCAGUCCUGCCAGCUCAGUCACUGAUAGCUCGGAUCUUGGUAGCUCUGGUUUAGGCUUCAUCAUGAAAGGCUCUAGUUUCUCAGACUCCUGGGUGCAAGUCAAGGCCCCCAAGAUUGACUCCUCUGCCGCCGAGGUCUCGCUGUUCGACGCUGCGCCCCCUUCGCCUGCUCCUGAACCAGCCGUCCCCGUCCAGGGUAGUGCGCCGAAAGGCGUCGCCGCCCAGAAACACUAUGUCACACCGACAACUUCAUACCCACCCCUCUCCACGCCCGCAAAAGACCCUGCUGUCCCUCCGCCGGCUGUGCCAGACAGCUAUCCGUUGUUCCGCUAUCUGCACUCCAAGGGCUACUACCACAUGCCUGGGCUGCGCUUUGGGUGCCACUACAACGUGUACCCGGGCGACCCACUUCGAUACCACAGCCACUUUGCUGCUACAGGCUUAGGCUGGGACCAGAAGUUCGACCUGCUCGACGUGGUGGGCGGAGGACGUCUCGGCACAGGAACGAAGAAGGCGUACAUGAUUGGUGGCGAGAACCCCGACGUAGACUCGCAAGAGGACGAGUCCGUGAGGGCGUUCUCUGUUGAGUGGGCGGCUAUAUAAGUGCUGGUCACCACUAUUCAUGGGAAUUAUGACUUGACGAAUACAAUGCAUACAUAGAACAAUGAUGAACUUUGUUCAACCUCG
Alternaria alternata is the source of this 1493-nucleotide messenger RNA. Its product is annotated as SEN34 subunit of tRNA-splicing endonuclease. The transcript has a single exon. The record is from RefSeq and is a predicted model, not a curated record. The coding region runs from base 243 to 1409 and encodes 388 amino acids. Gene Ontology annotation, cellular component: tRNA-intron endonuclease complex. Lineage: Eukaryota; Fungi; Ascomycota; Dothideomycetes; Pleosporales; Pleosporaceae. Gene Ontology annotation, biological process: tRNA splicing, via endonucleolytic cleavage and ligation; tRNA-type intron splice site recognition and cleavage. Gene Ontology annotation, molecular function: nucleic acid binding; tRNA-intron lyase activity.